Chelonus insularis is the source of this 821-nucleotide messenger RNA. RefSeq lists its product as uncharacterized. The record is from RefSeq and is a predicted model, not a curated record. NCBI's taxonomy places the organism in Eukaryota, Metazoa, Arthropoda, Insecta, Hymenoptera, Braconidae. The transcript has 4 exons. Bases 30 to 539 code for a protein of 169 amino acids.
GAAUACUUAGAAAUGGUAAAUAAAUAAAAAUGAUUAAACUUAUAUCAAAUGUACGAACACGAUUGAAUCAUCCACCUCCAAAAAAUGCAGCAAAAAUUCUUCUGUUGUGUAAAAUUAAUGGACUGAUAUGUUGUUUAGCAGCAACAAUAAUUCUAGCAUUUUUACCAAGUACUUUCCUCUAUUGCUGUUUAAUUGCCUACGCACUACCAGGAUUUGUAUGUGGAUAUAUAAUUGUCAACUUCAUUGGUGUUAUCACCAAUUAUUCCCAAGUUGAUUUAAUCACUGAUAUCUGCUUUUCUAUUUGUGGUAUAUGUACCAAUCUGUACGUUUCCAUUGAUAUUGUUGUAGACUGGGUACUGUGGUACAGUCAUGAUCCAACUGUUACAACUUACAUUAGUCACUAUGGAACAGAAUUUCUAAUCCUAUCGACGGUAUGUCUUGUAAACGUAAUCACUAUGUUCAUUCAGUUGGUCUAUAGUUGUCGUGCAAGUUUUCACCAACGUGUUGCAGAAGAAACAAGACCUGAAACUAAGGAAUAAUCUCAUGAAUAUAAUUAAAUGCAGUCACUUAGUCUAACUCGUUUAAUUAUCUCAAUUUGACAUUGAAACAGUCUAUUAUAUAUGUUCUACUCAUACAUAAUAUUGUAUUUUAUUAACCACUACCCUAAUUAUCGUGCUGGCAUUUCAUUAUUGCGGAUAAACUCAAGGGAAUCAGAGAUAUAGAAUAACUUGGGGAUAAUUCUAUAAGAGCAAAGAAGAAAUGAACCAAUUGAUCUACAUGACCCUAUGAUCUUUGUCAUUUUACCAUUGCUAGUCUGAGUU